Molecule: messenger RNA, 571 nt
Organism: Acanthisitta chloris (rifleman)
Lineage: Eukaryota; Metazoa; Chordata; Aves; Passeriformes; Acanthisittidae
Gene: CMTM4
Product: CKLF-like MARVEL transmembrane domain containing 4
Exons: 3
Cellular component (GO): membrane
Source: RefSeq, a predicted model, not a curated record
GUUUUGGCACUGACUGCGUUCAUCUGCAUAGAGACCAUCAUGAAAUGUUCCCCUUGCGAAGGCCUUUACUUCUUUGAGUUUGUGAGCUGCAGUGCGUUGGUGGUUACUGGAGCUCUCCUGCUUUUGUUCAGUCUCAAUCUUCACACAAGAAUACCACAGAUCAACUGGAACCUUACUGAUCUGGUCAACACUGGACUCAGCACUUUCUUCUUUUUCAUUGCCUCUGUAGUACUUGCUGCUUUAAACCAUAAAACUGGAGCAGAAAUUGCUGCUGUGGUGUUUGGUUUCUUGGCAAUGGCAGUGUAUGCUGUGAACACAUAUUUAGCUGUCAAGAAGUGGCAAAUGACCAGCAGACAGCAGAACAGUCGUCAGAGCAGCGAUUACAUGCGCGCUCGGACAGAGUCCAGAGAGGUAGUGCAUCGCCCGGAGAUUCAGCGUCUGGAUGCGUGAAAGGACCUGCCAGUGGGGCUGCAAAGGGAAAAGAAGUGCUAAACUCCCUCAUGGAAUAAGGGUUUUUUCUUUAUUUAAGGAGGAAAAGGAAGAUGAGCGGGUGGCGAGGAGCGCCCAGCCC